Messenger RNA from Candidozyma haemuli, 3081 nucleotides. It is a transcript of the gene IST2, whose product is annotated as Ist2p. Gene Ontology annotation, biological process: chloride transmembrane transport. Bases 1 to 3081 code for a protein of 1026 amino acids. Gene Ontology annotation, molecular function: chloride channel activity. The transcript has a single exon. Lineage: Eukaryota; Fungi; Ascomycota; Pichiomycetes; Serinales; Metschnikowiaceae. The record is from RefSeq and is a predicted model, not a curated record. Gene Ontology annotation, cellular component: cortical endoplasmic reticulum.
AUGCCUAUUCAGAAUCUUGAACCUGACUUCGCUAUAGGCGUGAAGCGUCACAAUGUGUCGCCUAAGGAUUCUAAGGCCAGUCAAACUGUCGCCGACGAUGAUUCGAACUUGCAAUUGCUCUUUGACACUUUGGAGAAAUUUGGUUUCAAGGCUCAGGUUCGUGCUGGAGCUGACAAGGGAACCCAACUCCUUGUUUUUUUGAAGAUCACUGCCAAAGCAUAUGAAGAACUUGUCAAAAAAGACUUGCUCAGAAACUACGAGUUUGGCCUCACCGACGAUAACAGUGCUUCCUACAACAAGCAAAGACUUAUCUACGAGUACUUGACUACUCUGGACACUUUGGGUGGUGUUGGAAUCACCCCUGGCGUGGGUCAAUGGAAGUUUGUGGAGUCCAUCACUUCAUUGGAUGGCUACUUGGCUGACAGCACUGUCACCGAGCAAGCCAAGAAGGAUCUUGUGGACCCCACUUUCUCCACAGCCAAGUUCAAGAACCUUUAUGGUCCAAAUGUUGCCUUGUACUUUGACUUUGUGCGCUUUUACACCUUGGGAUUAUUUACUUUGGCCUUGUUUGGCAUUAUUGGCUUUUUGAAGUCGAAGAACUACUCAAUUGCCUUCUCAUUUAUUAACUUGAUUUGGGGUACUGUUUUGCUUGUCUUGUGGAGAAGAAGAACCAGAUUCUUGUCCAACACUUGGGGUGUCCAGAAUGCUCUUACCUUGGAGAGGUUCCGCUCCGAGCUUGUGGGCGCCGCUGGUGAGGUACAAGACAGUAAGCAGAAGGCCGAAUCUGACAAGAUUAGAUUCCUUAAGCAGCUUCUCUUUGUUCCAGUUGCUAUUGGUUUUGGUUUCAUCUUGCUCACCGCUCAAGGUCUUUGCUUCGUUUGGGAAAUCUUCAUUCUGGAAAUCUAUGAUGGUCCUGGAAAGGCUGUUUUGACAUUGACACCAACGAUUCUCUUGAGUUCUUUUGUGCCUGUUUUCACAAUCGUGUACACCACAGCAACAAAAAAGUUUAUCGAUUGGGAACGUCACCACAGUAACCUUACUCGCAGCCAGUCUUUCGCCAUCAAGUCCUUCUUGUUGAACAUCAUGACUGGCUAUGUUCCCCUUCUUAUCAGUGCGUUUAUCUACUUGCCCUUUGCUCAUCUUCUUCAGCCCAACUUGAUUUACAUCAAGAGAGCUAUUGCCGGAAGAAUCAGAUCUGAUAGAUAUGCCUACCUGUACUUGACCAAUAUCAAGACCCUGGAAUCUUUUGAAAUCAACCAGAGCAGAUUAGACUCGCAAUAUUUCUACUUCAUUGUCACUAACCAGGUUAUUGGUAGCAUUUUGAAGUUUGGUUUGCCUUUGAUUUUGACCCCUCUUAUCAACUUUGCCAAGAAGCUCAUUUAUGGAAAAGAACCACAAGUUGACGUUGAAGAAGACCCACAGGAGAAGAGUUGGUUGGACCGUGUCCGUCGUGCUGCAGAACUUCCUGAAUAUUCUGUUGAUGAUAGCUUCAGAGACAUUGCUUUGCAGUUCGGAUACGUCACCGUUUUUGGCUCAAUCUGGACAUUGGCGCCUGUUGUCUGUAUUUUCUUUAACAUACUUACUUUCAAGUUAGAGGAAUGGAGAUUGGCUAGUGGACUUUACUUUAAGCCUAUUGUUGCCAGAAAGAUUGACACAAUUUACCCAUGGAAUGUUGCAUUCUUCUUCUUGGCUUGGCUUGGAUCAAUUGUUUCUCCUUUGGUGGCCUCGUUCUACCGCCAUGGUGCUAAACCUCCAAAGAACUUUGGUCUGUUCGGAUUCGAUAAGGCCAGUGUGAAUGUCGGAUCUACUAUUGGUCUCGUCACUGUUUUGUUACUUUCUGAGCAUUUGUUCUUUGCUUUGUACUUCAUUGGCAGUAAAUUGAGCGAUCUCUUCAAGUCUGAACAAGAAACCGAGAAUGACAACUUCCAAAAUACCUUGAUCUUGAGAAGACAAGAGUUUUCAUCCAAGAAGAUUCCACAGAUUAGCGCCCCUGACGACAGCGAAUGGAGUUCUUACUCCCCUAGCAAUGCCCUUCAGCAGGCCAAGUCUCUCAAUGUUUACGAGAACAAGCCUCAAGAAGAAGGGGGCAGUAGUAUUACGGACUCUAUCAAAGCUAUCGGAGCACUGACUGGUAUUAGCACCACUGCUGCCUCAGAAGGAUCUUCUUCGGUGACAAACAAGAAAGAGCUUUUGGAAAAGAAGAGAAGAGAGCUCGAACAACUUCAGGAAGAGAAACGCAGAGAAUUGGAAGCCCGUGCUGAGAAAGGGGACUCUAUUGUCAACACCGUUGGUUCCCAAGGUGAGCCAUCUCAAGCUAUAAUCGACGAUAACAGUCAUGUACCAACAUCCGGUACUGAUUACGAGAAGGAUAUUGACCGUGAAGCUGCUGCUUCGAGGUCUAAGGAAGCACAGAAAUCUCUGGAUGCCGGUGAAGCUCUGUCAAAGGAAAAGAAGAGAUCACUGGCUGCCCCAGCUGCUCUUGCCGGAGCCGGUGGUGCUGCCGCUGGAGCUGCCGGAGCCGGAGCUGCCGCUUCCUCUUCAUCUUCCAAGGGCAAAGAACCACAAGGCAAAGGACCACAGGGUAAAGAACCACAGGAGAAGUCUCGUAGUGCUAACCCAAGUGAAGGCGGCUCUGCCCUGAUUGCUCAAGCUUCUCCAAGCAAUGACCCUAAGGCCGCCCUCAACAAGGAGCAUCUUCUGAACAAGAGUGCGGAACGUCUUGGAGUCCUCGGUAAGGAAGGAACCGUUGCACCUGUUGCAGAGCGUGCCGAGGAGACCAAGCUCCCUGUUGCUACCGGAAAAGACGAAGAAGAAGGUGUUGAAGGUGCUGAAGGUGCUGAAGGUGGCGAACAAACCGAGCAGCCCGCAGCUGGUAACGAAGAGCCAUCUGAACAAGUACAAGCUAACGGGACCGAGCAAGAGAGCGGCGCUGCCGCUACCAGCAACCAGAAGUCGACUGAAAACAAGACUCCGGACAACAAGUCAGGCGACACCAAAUCAACAGACAACUCCAGCUUUGACGAAAAUGGAAAAAAGUCCUCUAGAAAAAAGAGUUUGAAAAACUUGUUGAAGAGAAAAUGA